AUGCUGAAAGUAGAAGGUUUAAUAUUGAGGGGGACUGAGCAUAAACUGGGAUUAAGAAUAAAUUCUGACAUGGUGAAGGUAUGGUUAUUUCUGCAUUUUGUUUUAAAUGCCAUUGGUUGUUCGAAUUCUUUCUUUGAUUUAUUCUUUUCAAUAUUUCUAUUAUCCUUUACAAUAUUCAAAAAUACAAAUUUAAAUAAAAUACCAAUUUGGUUAUUCUUACCCUUCUGUUUAUUUUUAUUUUCUGUAAAUGGAUGCCUUUUAAAAUAUUUAAUUGAAUUAUUACAUAAUUGGAUGGCUCCCCACGAAUUUGCUUUUGCAAAUGGAUUUUGUGGAAAAAUUGAAAGGGCGGUUAGCGGUGUUGAUAUACACAUUGAGGAAAUUAAUAAUGAGGAAGACACAAAUUCUAAAAGAAAUCAAAAUUCUGAAAAUGGGGUACCAGCAACUACUACAUCCCCUCCACAUUUUUCAAUUGGAGGAGAGAAUGAAGGGGAAAUAGAUCCAAACAACCCAACUACCAACCAACUUUUUGCUGCUUUAUUGCGAAGAAAAAGUAUUUCUACAAUAGCUGAAGAAGAAGGGGAAUUGCCUAAUAGUCCUUAA
Molecule: messenger RNA, 600 nt
Organism: Meloidogyne enterolobii
Lineage: Eukaryota; Metazoa; Nematoda; Chromadorea; Rhabditida; Meloidogynidae
Source: the annotation of a GenBank genome assembly